GUCGACCAUCCAGCCGUCACAGUGACGUAACCAUAAGGGGUCCAUCUCACGAUAGUACGGUAAGGAUAAGAAUAUGCUGUGUUGCAGCGCCAAUGCUCUAGGCUAUAGAUUUUAUGUCGAACAGUAGAGCCGUCUGACAUGUCUACGUGUCUUCUUGCGUGAGUAUGACGUCUAUGAGGCGAGUGGUGACCGCAUCUCCCCAGCACUCGCGCCCUCUUAGCAAUAUCAUCUACUCGCCCUCACGUAUAAACGUUAGUUACGGCAUACGGAGUCUCAGAGUAACUACAUCGCUAAAGGCCAGAGUACAGCGCAUAGUUUAGGGUCAAAGAGUUCGCUACAACCGUUUUCUACUUCUUCAGUACGCAACAUGGCUAAACCAGAAGUCAACGACCUCGAGCAGUUUGUGCGUACGUCGGGAAUCAAAAACCCUGUCUGGAUACACGGGGACCCUUUCUCUAAGAGACACCGAUUCAACCCUCUGUCCAAGGAUAUUGAGACAGAUGUAUGCAUAAUUGGCGCCGGCAUAACCGGCAUCUCCAUCGCGUACGAACUCAUUACUCGGGGCAGAGAAGUUGUCCUCGUAGAAGCCCGAGAUGUUCUUUCUGGGGAAACCGGCCGGACAAGCGGGCACUUAUCUAAUGCGUUAGACGACAUGUACCCGGAGAUUGCCAAAAAGCACGGCGAAGAUGGGGCGAAAGCCGCAGCAGAAAGCCACACUUGGGCAUUAAACCGAGUCGGUGAAAUCGCCAAGGAGUUAGGUAUUGAUUGUGAAUACCGUCACUUGCCCGGGUACCGCGUAUCAAAAUACCAGAAAGGCACUGAGGAGCACAACAAAGACAUAGAUACGAUCAAAGAAGACGUCGAAAUGGCGAAGAAACUUGGGAUUGACGCUACAUUCGACGAGAAUUUGACUGUCAAGGGCUGGAAUGGCAAACCCGAUCAACGAGGAGGCGCAAUUUUUGCCAAACAGGCUGCUUUCCAUCCGACUAAGUACCUCAACGGAGUAUUAAAGUGGCUUAAGGAACAGCCCAAGUUCCAAUGCUAUACUUCGACACGGGUUUUAUCCGUAAAGGAGAAAGGCAUUGAGGUGCUUGGUCUAGGAAACAAGUACGUCCAGGUAGAGACAGAGGCCGGUAACACGAUAAGCUGCGAGCAUGCCGUCGAGGCGACGGACGUGCCGCUGCAGAAGCUUAGCGUAAUCGCGCAGAUGAAGUGGGACAGAACAUAUUGCAUCGCGCUGCGCGUGCCUAAGGGCAGCGUCGAUGACAUCUUACUAUAUGAUACAGAUGAUCCAUACAAGUACAUCCGGCUAACCCCCUGCGACGAAAACGACGACUACAUGAUCGUCGGAGGUGAAGACCAUAAGGUUGGUCAAGAGGACUCCAGAGGGCACUUUGAGGCGCUAGAGCAAUGGGCGCGGGAACGCUUUCCACAAGCCAAGUCCGUCGAGUAUCUGUGGAGCGGACAGAUCUUCGAGCCUGUAGAUUACAUGGCUUAUAUCGGGAAGAACCAGGGCAGCAACCGUAUCUACGUGGUGACGGGCGACUCCGGCAACGGGCUGACACACGGCGUACUAGCCAGCAAGCUGAUCGCGGACGAAAUCGAGGACACGCCUAACACCUGGAGUAGUUUAUACUCGCCGAAGCGUGUCGGCAGCGUCGUUAAAUCAGCCCCAACCAUGAUCCAGAACGACCUACAAGCCAACGCGCAGUACAAACGACUCCUUCAAUCUGAUAUACAAGAUAUCGAAGACCUAAAGCCGGGGUGUGGCGGCGUUCUAAAUUCCACGGCGUCAAAGCCAAUCGCUGUGUAUAAGGACGAGAACGGCAAUAUAACCAAGAUGAGCGCGUUAUGUCCACACAUGGGGGGUGUAGUGUGUUGGAAUAGCGUUGAAAAGUCGUGGGAUUGCCCAGUGCAUGGUAGCCGCUUUGGUGAGAAAGGCUUGUCGAUCCAAGGUCCUGCCAAGAUAAAUCUUGGUAAAGCAUAAAGAAGCAAGCUACCUUGGGUACCUACCUAGGUACAUAGCUGAGCAGUGAAAUUAUCCUUUCUUCAAGUUUAUCAGGCGCUGAGGGAUUUUGGUGGGAACUACAAUAAUAAUAGAGCAUUAAUACUGACUGAAUAUUUUCUCUAUGUAAGAUACGCUUUUAUGUUUUCUCGCUGU
Daldinia vernicosa is the source of this 2161-nucleotide messenger RNA. RefSeq names its product DAO-domain-containing protein. The record is from RefSeq and is a predicted model, not a curated record. Bases 368 to 1987 code for a protein of 539 amino acids. NCBI's taxonomy places the organism in Eukaryota, Fungi, Ascomycota, Sordariomycetes, Xylariales, Hypoxylaceae. Gene Ontology annotation, cellular component: cytoplasm. The transcript has a single exon. Gene Ontology annotation, molecular function: 2 iron, 2 sulfur cluster binding; oxidoreductase activity.